AUGUCAACAACCGAAAAUCAACAAGCAACCAUUGAAAAUAACCAAUCAUUGGAAACAGAAAAUAAUAAUAAUAAUAAUGAUGAAACUUGUAAAAAAAGAACCUUAGAAGAAACUGAAAAUAAAAAUAAAAACUUUGUUAAUAAAAAAUUAAGAAAAGAACAAAAAAAAAAAGAAACAAAAGAAAACAAAAAACAAAAAACAUUAAAUAAUCAAGAAAAUAAAAAAGAAAAUGUAGAUAAAAAAGAUGAACAAGAAGAAGCCACUACAGAUCCAAAUGAUUAUGAUGAAAAGAAAGUAAUUUUCAAAGGUAAAUUUAAAUCAUGGAAAAAACAUAGCAGAUUAUUCGCAACUGAUGAAGUUGUAAAAGGUUUAUUAGUUUGUUGUGACUCAAUGAGAGAGGCAAAUAGUAUUGGUGAAAUGUUACCAUUACUAAAUAUCUUUGCAGAUAAAUAUUUCCCAAAAGAAGAGAAAGAAGAAGAAAUGAAGACAGAAAAAGUGAAUUCAUAUUAUGGUACAAAUGAACAAAAACAAGAGGGUACAACAGAUGUUGAACCAUCAGAAUUAAAGAAAAGAAAAAGAUUUGAAUUAAUUAAUUCAGGUUGUGGUGGUAUCUAUUUCAUUAGUAUUCCAAUUGAAAAUGUUGAUCCAAUUGAUUUUAUGAAUUGUAUAUUUGUUGAUAUUUAUAAACGUCAAAUGGUAAAAAAGAAUCUUUCAACUGAUUUCAUAGAUAAUGAUAUCAUUAAAAACUUUCCAGAAUCAACUAAAAAAAUGUUAGAAAAUGCAAAUCAAUCCAUUUUCAUAGCAGAUAAAGUUUUAAAUAGAGUAAUUUUUACAAGUAAAGUGUUACCAAUUUUAAGAACAUUCCGUGCAUCAGAAGUUGAUAUGUACCCAAUUAUGAGAGAAGUGAUUAAAGAGAAUUUUAAGAAUGCUCAAGGUAAGACUUUUGCAAUUGAAUUGAGAAGUAGAAAUAAUAGUUCAUUAGAAAAGAAUAAAGUUAUUAAAGAUAUUGCUGAAAUGGUUGAUCCAAGUAUUAAAGUAGAUCUUUCAAAUCCUGAUCUUGUCAUUGUCAUUGAGAUUAUAAAAUCAUCUGUUGUAACCUCCGUAAUUCCACAAUAUAAAAAAUUAUUUAAAUUAAAUCUUAGAGAAGUUAUCAAAUGUGAAUUAGAUAGAAAACCAUCUCAAUCAAAACAACAAUUAAAAGAUGAAAAAAAACAACAAUUAAUUAAAAAACAAGAACAAUAUUUAAAAGAAAAAGAAGAAAAAGAAAAAGAAAAAGAAAAAGAUCAACAACAAAAACAAGAAGAAGAGGAAGGUAACUUAAAAACUGAAACUGAUAAAAAUAAUGAAAAUAAAUAA
Dictyostelium discoideum AX4 is the source of this 1356-nucleotide messenger RNA. RefSeq lists its product as hypothetical. Bases 1 to 1356 code for a protein of 451 amino acids. Gene Ontology annotation, molecular function: RNA binding. Gene Ontology annotation, biological process: tRNA modification. The record is from RefSeq and is a predicted model, not a curated record. The transcript has 3 exons. NCBI's taxonomy places the organism in Eukaryota, Evosea, Eumycetozoa, Dictyosteliales, Dictyosteliaceae.